Molecule: messenger RNA, 621 nt
Organism: Xyrauchen texanus (razorback sucker)
Lineage: Eukaryota; Metazoa; Chordata; Actinopteri; Cypriniformes; Catostomidae
Product: sclerostin domain-containing protein 1-like
Exons: 2
Coding region: 1-621 (206 amino acids)
Biological process (GO): negative regulation of Wnt signaling pathway; negative regulation of BMP signaling pathway
Molecular function (GO): BMP binding
Source: RefSeq, a predicted model, not a curated record
AUGCCCCUGAACACAUGCGAAUACCAGCUGCUCUUUCUGAUCUGUUUUCUGAUGAAAAGCUGUCAUUCUUUCAAAAACGACGGCACUGAAGUGUUUAGUGGGCAUCUGGUGUCAUCAUCUUCAUCCGUCGAGACUCCGAAUAAUGCCUCUUUAAAUCGAGCGCGCAAUGGGGGAAGACGCGCGGACACCCGAGACCCAACCGAACAGCACCAGGUCGGUUGCAGGGAGCUGAGAUCCACUAAAUACAUAUCAGAUGGCCAAUGCACUAGCCUGAAUCCUGUGAAGGAGCUAGUUUGUGCCGGGGAAUGUCUCCCCACCCACCUGCUGCCCAACUGGAUCGGUGGAGGUCUUUACUGGAGCAGAAGGGAUGCACAGGAGUGGCGCUGCGUCACAGACCGCACACGCACCCAGCGCAUUAAACUCAAGUGCCAGGACGGCAGCACUCGCACCUACAAGAUCACUGCUGUUACAUCCUGCAAAUGCAAGAGAUACACGCGCCAACAUAACGAGUCCUCUCAUGCAUCUGAGAGUCCCUCAAAAGCGCAUUCACUCCAGGACCCUGGGAAGAAAAAGAGCAAAAAUAAAAAUGUAAAGCGUAAGCCUAAAAAACAACUGAUCUGA